Trichoderma citrinoviride is the source of this 780-nucleotide messenger RNA. RefSeq lists its product as hypothetical. NCBI's taxonomy places the organism in Eukaryota, Fungi, Ascomycota, Sordariomycetes, Hypocreales, Hypocreaceae. Gene Ontology annotation, molecular function: ubiquitin-specific protease binding; misfolded protein binding. Gene Ontology annotation, biological process: endoplasmic reticulum unfolded protein response. Gene Ontology annotation, cellular component: Hrd1p ubiquitin ligase ERAD-L complex; endoplasmic reticulum membrane. The transcript has 3 exons. The record is from RefSeq and is a predicted model, not a curated record. Bases 1 to 780 code for a protein of 259 amino acids.
AUGGCAGAGCUUUCUAUGGAUGCGUACUGGCGAGCGCCACCAAUUGCUAGAACUGUCGCGACUGCUACGUUUGGCCUGUCUGUCGCUGUGUACAUGGGAGUCCUUGAUGGGAGCUUCUUCGCUUAUGACGCUGGCCGCAUUCUGCGGGUUCCUCCGCAGCUAUGGCGCCUCGUAACGUGCUUCUUCAUUACGUUCCCAAACUUGGGUAUCCUGUUCGACACUUUCCACAUGUACAUGUACAUGAGUCAACUGGAAAAGGGUCAUCCGCGACUGUCUAGACGAGAAGAUCUUGUCUGGUACCUGACGUUCAUAUGCGGAACAAUCCUGAUACUCAGUCACCUGUCCGGCUUCCAGUUUCCAAUGCUUACGCAGGCGCUCAUUCUCGCCAUGGCGUAUACCGUAACCCAGGAGCAGCGAGGCCAGCAGACGAACUACAUGUUCAUCAACAUCCCGUCUCAGCUUGUGCCCUUUGCCAUGAUGGCCAUCAACCUUUUCUUCCCUGGAGGAAUUGGCAUAGUGUUGUUGCAGCUUCACGGGCUGGCUGCGGCGCACCUCUAUCUGUUCUUGACCAAGAUCUGGCCCGAGAUUGGUGGCGGCCGGAACUGGCUCGAGACUCCUGCGUUCAUCACCAGGCUUGUGAAUGGGGUUGCCCCAGGACCGCCACGGCCAGCAGUUGGAGCGAGGAUGCCCGAUACAGCCUCUGCUCGAAGCAGCGGUGCUUCUCGCGGACCAUUACCAGACUCGUGGCGGACUAGAGGACCUGGCCACCGUCUGGGCUGA